CUUCGUUUGUCGUAUAGUAUAGUAUAGUGUCUUUAAGUUUCUUUUUCUUUCUUUUGUCAAAGCAUUUUAUUCAUUUUUUUUUUAAAUUCUAGUAGCAGCAGUAUUAGUUAGUAGUGGUCGAUCAUUCAAGGAAAAAGAAGAAGAAGUUGAUAAAAGAAUAAGGAAAAUUUUAUUAUUAUUUUCAUUUAUCCCCGCAUUCAAAGUAUUGCUCAACUUUUUUUUUUUUGAAAAAAAAAUCAAUACUAUAUGGUAGGAGUUGGCCUGUUAUUUUUAUAUAUUUUUCCUUACAUCUCAUAUUGCUUCCCCUUUAUUCUCUCAUCAUCAUCAUCAUCAUCAUUAUGAUCAUCAAUACCACCAACAAUGUCCAAUCCAACAACAUAGAUCUUCCUUGUAUAUAAUUUUUUUUUAUUAUUAUAGUUCCAAAAUAGCCGGAGCAGCAUUAGCAGAAGAAGAAAUCAAGUCUAAUAAACAGCAACAGGCAUCUAUCUCAUCUCACAUCACAUACACAACACCCGAUCCGUAAUAAUAAUAAUAAUAAUAUAAUUUUACGAAUGAGCCGUAUUUGAUUUUACCCAUUCCAAUUUUUUUUUUAUCUUUGAAAAAACAAUUUUCGAUUUCUCAUUCGAUUCAAAAUUUAUUCUGUGAUUUUUUUUCAAACAAAAAAAAAAUUAUCUAUCUAUCAUCAACGAAAUUUUUACAUUCUUCAACUUUUGUGAGAAUAUUUUCUGCCAAAGAAAAAAAAAUAUUUUUUCUUCGAUUCAUUCGUCUGUCUGUUUUUAGUUGUUUCAAACCAAACUUAACAAAAACGUUAUUGCAACGUUUUUUUUCUCUCCAUUCGUCAUCAUCAUCAACAUUAUCAGGCGAUAUUAACCAAAAAAAAACAUGUAUACAAUACAUACAUUUCUUAUCCUGGAUCAAUCAUCAUCACCACCACCAAAGUGAUGAUGAAAUCAAGAUGCAAGAAUAUUCUUCAACCAUUGUUUAACCAAAAAAAAGAAAAGACAACCAAAAUUUUUUUAUUUUACACUUUUCAUUCAUUGAAGAAGAAAACGAAGAUUUACAUAUUGAGAUCUCUAAUUUUUCUAUCGAUUAACUUGUUUUUUUGCCCUGAAAAAAAGUUCACCGAAUCAAACCAAAAAAAAUGGGUAAUUGUGUAACAUCAGAAGAAUCGAAUAAUUUCUUUUCCAAUUCAAAAGAAUCCUAUUGUGAUCAAACAAGAUCACAGAAUUCAAAAUUGGAUUCAAAUCUACAUCGAAAUUCAGUGACAUCAUCACAGAAUGUUAAUAAUAAAUCCAAUACAACUAAUAAUCAUGAUGUAGUGAAUAGUUCAAAUAAAGCUCAAUCAUCACAAUCAUCAUCGGCAUUAGCAUCGGUUUCGAAUUCAUCAAAACAUUCAAACAAAAUAGUCAUUGCAUUAUAUAAUUAUUUUGCUAAUGAUGAAGGUGAUUUAAGCUUUCGAAAAGGUGAUCGUUUACAAAUUGUUGAUGAUACGGAUCCAGAUUGGUGGCUUGCAAAACAUCUUACGACCAAUCAAAAAGGUUACAUUCCCAUGAAUUAUGUUGUAUCCGAAGUGAUUGAAAUGGAAGAAUGGUUUUUUGGCAAAAUCUCACGAAGAGAAGCGGAAAAACUAUUACUUUGUCCAAAUAAUCCAAGAGGAACUUAUCUUAUUCGUUAUAGUGAACAAACUGCCGGUGCCUAUUCAUUAUCAAUCAAAGAUAUUGAUCAACAAAAACGGGAACAUGUUAAACAUUAUAAGAUAAAAGCCAUGGAUAAUGGUGGAUUCUAUGUAACCACAAGAAAAACUUUCAGUUCAUUACAAGAACUUGUUGCAUAUUAUUCUGAAAGUGCUAAUGGUCUAUGUCAUGUAUUGACGAAACCAUGUCCAAAAGCUAAACCAUGUCUGUGGCCAUCGAAAAAAGAUGAAAUUGAUCGUGAUGAUCUACAAUUUGUUCGUGAAUUAGGUGGCGGUAAUUUUGGCAAAGUAUUCUAUGGUACAUACCGUGGCCAAGUUGAAGUAGCAAUCAAAAUGCUUAAGCCGGGUACGAUGUCACCACAAGCAUUCCUGGAAGAGGCGGCAAUCAUGCGAAAAUGUCGACAUGAAAAACUUGUCCCAUUAUUUGGUGUUUGUUCACAAGGUGAACCAUUAUUAAUCGUUACCGAAUUUAUGUGUAACGGUAGUCUUUUGGAUUAUCUACGGAAACGUGAAGGCAAAUUAUUAAAAAUCAACGAUCUUCUUGAUAUGGCCGCUCAAAUAGCCAGUGGAAUGGCUUUUCUUGAAAGUCAAAAACUUAUUCAUCGUGAUCUUGCUGCUCGAAAUAUUUUGGUGGGUAAAAAUCGUAUCGUUAAAGUUGCUGAUUUUGGUCUAGCUCGAGUUAUCGAAGAUUCCGAAUAUACCGCCAGACAAGGUGCUAAAUUUCCCAUCAAAUGGACAGCACCUGAAGCUGCUUUAUAUGGUAAAUUUUCCAUCAAAUCUGAUGUUUGGAGUUAUGGAAUUUUACUAUACGAACUUAUAACACAUGGACAAGUACCAUAUCCAGGCAUGCAUAAUCGUGAAGUCAUUGAACAGGUUGAACGUGGCUAUCGUAUGCCUAAACCAACAAAUUGUGAAUGUUCCGAUUCUGUCUAUUCAAUAAUGCGGCAAUGUUGGGAUGCUGAUCCAGAAAAACGUCCUACAUUUGAAUAUUUAUACGGUUUUUUCGAUGAUUUUCUUGUGGCUGCUGAACCAAAUUAUAGAGAUGCAGAAGAAUUUUGAAUAAUGUAUCAAAUCAAAAAUGCUCAUCUGAAUCGACAUCGAAAUCUCUCAAUCAUUGAAUCCAAAAAAAAGUCAUCAUCAUCAAUAUAUCCAAAGAAAAUUAUCAUUCAACACACCAACAGACACACUUUUCUAUCACGAAUUUGUAAUUAAUUUCUAUCAUCGAAUUUUUUUUUUUUUUUCAAAUUUGUGUUCUCUAUUUUUUUUCCUCUUCUUCUUCUUACGCUUGUCUUGUAUUAUCUAUAUAUCUCUUUACAUCUUAUAUAUUGUGAUCCAUUUUGAUAUGUACAUAACGAAACUAUCAUCAUCAAUUGACAACUACCGAAAAAACGAAAAAAUAAAUUCAAAGGGGCAACUCUGUGUAUUAAUUUUUGUUAA
Dermatophagoides farinae (American house dust mite) is the source of this 3130-nucleotide messenger RNA. Its product is annotated as tyrosine-protein kinase Src64B. NCBI's taxonomy places the organism in Eukaryota, Metazoa, Arthropoda, Arachnida, Sarcoptiformes, Pyroglyphidae. The record is from RefSeq and is a predicted model, not a curated record. Gene Ontology annotation, molecular function: ATP binding; protein tyrosine kinase activity; protein binding. Gene Ontology annotation, biological process: protein phosphorylation.